Molecule: messenger RNA, 3204 nt
Organism: Dovyalis caffra
Lineage: Eukaryota; Viridiplantae; Streptophyta; Magnoliopsida; Malpighiales; Salicaceae
Source: the annotation of a GenBank genome assembly
AUGGAAUGCUCCCCAACUAGUAUUAGGCCUAUAAACAAAGCCGCAGUCCACAGAAUCUGCGCAGGUCAAGUCAUUUUGGAUCUCUCAUCCGCAGUUAAGGAGCUCGUUGAAAACAGCUUGGAUGCUGGCGCUACUACCAUCGAAAUCUCUUUGAAAGACCACGGCCUGGAAUCCUUCCAGGUCGUCGACAAUGGAUGCGGCAUUUCUCCUAAUAGUUUCAAGGUUCUGGCACUUAAGCACCACACCUCCAAAUUGGGGGAUUUCCCUGAUCUUCAGUCUUUGACCACAUUUGGUUUCAGAGGAGAGGCAUUGAGUUCACUUUGCGCUUUAGGAGACCUCACUGUUGAAACCAGGACCAAAAACGAGUCGGUGGCUACACACUUGACUUUUGAUCGUUCGGGUUUGUUAACAGCUGAGAGAAAGACAGCCCGACAGGUUGGUACCACAGUCACUGUCAAGAAGUUGUUUUCUAAUUUGCCGGUGCGAAGCAAAGAAUUUAGCCGCAACAUACGCAAGGAAUAUGGAAAGCUUAUUUCUUUACUGAACGCUUAUGCUCUUAUUUCAAAACGCGUUCGCAUAGUCUGCGCUAAUACUACUGGUAAAAAUGCAAAGUCUGUAGUACUGAAAACCCAAGGAAGUAACUCCCUUAAAGAUAACAUUAUAACAGUAUUUGGCAUGAACACCUUCAGCUGCUUAGAGCCUGUGGAUAUAGGUAUAUCAGACAAUUGCAAGGUUGAAGGCUUCCUUUCUAAGUCUGGUCAAGGAAGUGGUCGCAAUUUGGGCGAUAGACAAUACUAUUUUGUAAAUGGUCGACCGGUGGACAUGCCUAAAGUCAGCAAGCUUGUGAAUGAACUAUAUAAAGGUGCAAACUCUCGACAAUAUCCCAUCGCAAUCAUGAAUUUCACCAUUCCGACCAGAGCUUGUGAUGUUAAUGUAACUCCUGACAAAAGAAAAAUAUUCUUUUCUGAUGAGAGCUCUAUACUGCUUGCUCUAAGGGAGGGACUGGAGAUGAUCUAUUCUUCAAGUAAUUCCUGUUAUUCUGUUAAUAAAUUUGAUGAUCAUGCUAAGGCACCAGAUAGCUCUCAGCUGUGCUCUCCUCGUCAGAUAUCUAAUAUGUUAUUGAAACAAUUAUCUGCAAAUGGCAAUGACCGUGAAGAAACUCAAACAGAGAAGCAUAAUGCAGAGGACAGCAGUCCACUCAUGGCAGUUGAAGCGAAAUCCACGCCCUUUCAAGUUGGAGAAAGAUCUAUCCAUGACAUUGAGGAAAAGUUUAUGAUGAAGGACUUCGCUCUUAGAUUACAUGGCAGUGAUAAAGCUGAUAGUCUUGCAAACAGUAACUGUCAUAAAGCAACGGCAGAUUUUAAUACUGUGACAGAUCAAAAUACACGAUCCCUGUCAAAUGGCCCUUCAAGCUCCUUUCAAUCAAAACUUAGCAAUUUUUUAACUGUCAAUAAGAGAAAGCGUGAAGAUAUUACUACACAAUUGUCUGAAGUUCCUGUCCUAAGAAAUCAGGCUUCUGAAUGUCAAUUGAAGAAAAGCGGCACUGAGAUGCAUGCUGUGGAAACAAGUCUUCCUGUUGAUCAUCGCCACACUGAUGAUUCUGUUGAGGUUAGUGAUACUGAGCCACCCAAACAUUGCAGAGCAGAUAUGAUCUUCAAUAAAAUAAGGAAUUCUCUUUCUUCUAGCAGAACUACUGGUGAUGGAAAACCUGGGGAGGAUCCAUCAGGUGAGCAAAAAUCAUCUUCUCCUGACGAUGUCCCAUCCAUUACUUCCCGUUGCAAAGAGCUUGAAAAUUUGUCAGAGGAUCUCUCUGUUGCCUCUGCUCCAGUUCAAUCUUCCAUUGUAAUAUUAGAUGCUCCAGUGCCUUUUUCUGCCCAACAGAUAUGCUCCACCUUGCAAUUUAGCUUUCAGGACCUACGGGCAAGAAGGCUGCAGAGGCUGUCAAGGUUGCAAUCUGGCAAUUACACAUUUGGAGGCACAAAGAGAAGGAGCUAUGCUGCUGCAACGCUGGAGCUCUCUCAACCGGACAAUGAGGAGAGAAAAUUAAGGGCUUUAGCUGCUGCUACUACUGAACUAGAAAGACUAUUCAGAAAAGAAGACUUUGGUAGAAUGAAGGUGAUUGGCCAAUUUAAUCUUGGGUUUAUCAUUGGGAAAUUAGAUCAGGAUUUAUUUAUUGUGGAUCAGCAUGCUGCUGAUGAGAAGUAUAAUUUUGAGAGACUCUGUCAAUCAACCAUUUUAAACCAGCAGCCCUUGCUUCGGCCACUGAGGUUGGAGUUAUCUCCAGAAGAGGAAGCAGUUGCUUCAAUGAAAUUGGACAUAAUCAGAAAAAAUGGAUUUGUUUUGGAAGAGGAUCCACAUGCACCACCUGGGCAUCAUUUUAAAUUGAAAGCUGUUCCCUUCAGUAAGAACAUAACUUUUGGAGUUGAAGAUGUAAAGGAUCUGAUUUCUACUCUUGCUGAUAGUCAAGGGGAAUGCUCCAUAAUCAGUAGAUACAAAAUGGACACUGCUGAUUCCGUCUGCCCAUCAAGAGUUCGUGCAAUGCUUGCAUCACGUGCAUGCAGAUCAUCAGUUAUGGUUGGAGAUGCACUAGGGAGGAAUGAAAUGCAGAAGCUUCCUCUUUCUUUGCUUAAGACAGCUCAAGGCCACCCAAUGUUGGUGGAACUGAAAAAUGGAGAGACGUACAAUGGGCAUUUGGUCAAUUGUGAUACUUGGAUGAACAUCCAUCUCCGCGAAGUCAUCUGUACCUCUAAGGAUGGAGAUAGGUUUUGGCGAAUGCCUGAAUGCUACAUCCGUGGGAAUACUAUUAAGUAUCUUCGAGUUCCUGAUGAGGUAAUUGAUAAAGUUCAAGAAGAAACCAAGAGUCGCUCAGAUCGGAAGCCACCAGGGGUUGGGCGUGGAAGAGGAAGAGGUAGAGAAGAUGGCCCCGGUGGAAGGCCAGCAAAAGGGAUUGGGCGUGGCCUUGAUGAUGGAGGUGCUAAGGGCAUGGGUGGAGGUCGUGGUAGAGGUGGUCCAGGCGGAAAGACCGGCGGGAGCAGAGUUGUCUGUCUCACGUCAAGUACAGAUUGCGUGGUGUAUGUUUGGUAUUGGAAUGCUUGUGAACAAAGCUCAAACGGUAUUGUGCCAUGUGGUGCUAAAGAACUUGUCCAGCGCCAUCGUAGGAGUGGCUGUUAUGUCACCACAUUUCCAAACGAGGGCAAUUUGUGA